AAUAUAAACGAUAUGCCUAACCUUUCAAUAAACAUGGCUAUCGCCGCAACACGUUUAGUGAACAAACGCCAUUUUUGCGAGUGAAUUCCGAAAACGCUGAGUGAUCAUUUUACGCUCAGAACGUUCAAUCAACUGUUGCCCAAUUGUUUGUAUAUCUUCAACACAAAUUUAUUUUCCAUAUUCAAAUUUGUUUUACCAUUAUUAUGGGAGAACAAGCAAAUGAGUCUAUACUGAUUACAGUUCUGGAAGAUGCAGAACAGAACAAUUUCACGUGGACCAAAAAGGCAACAAAGCUCUUUCUUGAGGCUUACUUGGAAAGGAAGGAAAAAUUUCGUAAUCCAGAAGUGAAGAAAAGGUUGUUAUGGUCGGAAAUUGCGCAAAUUUUAAAAGGACAUGGAUAUAUAAACAUAGACGAGGACAUAUUGGACCGAAAGAUGAGGAACAUGAAGAGGACAUACAAAACAAUCAGAGAAAAUAGUAGGAAAAGCGCUACAGGACGUGUGUCUUGGGAAUAUUAUAAGACAUUCCAAGAAAUUUUUUCUGAUCUUGAUAGCACCAAGUUUUCGCCUGAGAGUAAAAACAAAUUAUUUUACACUCCUAAUAAGAAACAAAUAGAAAUAGAAGAAAGAAAGAUGGACUUAAUUAAUCAAGUAAAGGAGACUCUAGAAGAAAGCAAUAGAAUACAGCAAGAGAGGAAUGAUUUAAUAAGACAGUUAAUUUUAUCACAAUUUCAUUCACCAGAUAAAUAAAAACCUUACCUUUAUCCUUGAUUUUCUCAUUUUAUUUCUAGAAUUGUUUUAGGAAAUUAUGACUUAGUGCAGAAUCUUAAGUUAUAACUUGUAUAUCCUGUCUAACUUACAGACAUUAUACGUUAAUUAUAAUUAUAUACUUGUAUACAUUUUUAGAAAUGACACGUUUGAUUAAAUAAAGAUUAAGA
This is a messenger RNA of Linepithema humile (Argentine ant), 937 nucleotides long. Lineage: Eukaryota; Metazoa; Arthropoda; Insecta; Hymenoptera; Formicidae. The record is from RefSeq and is a predicted model, not a curated record.